AUGCGUGGCUCUGCUCGCAACAGAUAUCAGCCUGCUGUCAAAGCUAAGCCUGCCGCUGUCAAGAAGCCUAAGCUUGAGAUCACCUGUGAGGCUACCGCCUCUGAAGAGGUCAAGAGCCGCAAGCUUCGGCACUGGGCGGAGGAUAUCACUCUUACCAAGGACGACAUCUUAGAUGACACAAAAUGGGAUUACUUCCAAGAAGACAUGGUUGUCGGAGCUCGGCAUGUUCGACAACGUAUUGAGAGAUUGUCGAAUAUGCCGUACCCCUACGAGAUCAACAACCGUCUCUCCGCCUCCGCAGCUUACAAGGUGCUCUGCAUCCUCGAAAAGCAAAUGGAAACCGACCCCAACACCCCGAUGAGGGCCGAGUUGCAGUACUUUGAAAAGAAACGAGAGGCUACCACCACGACCACCGCCGCUGCCACGCUCAAAAGGGAGAAGAGCCACCAGAAGUCCAUCUCCGCCGCCACCGUUCUCACCGCCACGUUUCAGGAGUACGUCGACGAGCGCACCGCCACUGUCCCCGCCGUCCUCGCCAUCCCCGCCGUACCGAAGGAGGACAAGCCCAUGAGGACUGGAGUUCGGCAGCCGGAUGAGGAAGAGCGGUACAACCUCGCCACUCCUCACACCUACAUCCUCAUCCCCCGCACUCCCAUCCUCGCCUCCGCUCCCGUCGCCUUCCCUGCCCCUCUCCCUACUCCCCCCGCCUCCGACCGCGACAGUGAGUCCAUUACGGAUAUCUUCUUUCCCUUGGAGAACGUUGCUGGGGAGUCUGUCCUCGAUACGAUCCAGAAGCCUCUCAAGCACGAGACUCGUCUUGCGAUCAAGGCUGAGCUCAAGGAGGACCGCAAGAAUGGGCGCAAGGCAGUGAACGCUAAGAGGACGAAGCGCUACGAGGGCAACUUCGAGCUUAAGUCCUGCCUUAAGAAGGGAUGUGAGCUUAGUUUGAGGAGGAGACCAAGGAGUGGAAGAGGUGGUACUACUAAGUUCACAUUGUAAGGCGUCCCGAAUGGGUCAUGAAUUUUUCUUUUUGGGUUCUGCGUUUGCUGUUUGUUGCAUUAAUGUUGAUGGCCGUUGGCUUGGAGUUCUUCGUUUUCUACUGU
Saitoella complicata NRRL Y-17804 is the source of this 1103-nucleotide messenger RNA. RefSeq lists its product as uncharacterized. The record is from RefSeq and is a predicted model, not a curated record. Lineage: Eukaryota; Fungi; Ascomycota; Saitoellomycetes; Saitoellales; Saitoellaceae. Bases 1 to 999 code for a protein of 332 amino acids. The transcript is spliced from 2 exons.